CGAGAAGCGGGGCGGGGGCGGGGGCGGGGGAGCGGGCUCGCGCGCACGUGGCCGCGCGCUCCCGAUCAGCGCGGGCACCAUUGGCGCCGCCCCUUCGCUUGCCUCUCUGCCUUCUCCUCCCGGCGCUUCCCGCACAAGACGCGAGGAAGAGGAUGCCGAGCGCCGACGCCAGCCUGACCCCGCAGGUGCACUGGGCGCAGCGGCACCACCAGCUCUACCUGCGCGUGGAGCUCAGCGACGUCCAGGAUCCUGACAUCACAAUUACAGACAAUGUGCUCCAUUUCAAAGCUCAAGGCCAUGGAGCCAAGGGAGACAACGUGUAUGAAUUUCAAAUUGAGUUCCUGGCACCAGUGGACCCGAAGCCAGCCUAUAAAAUGACACAGAGGCAGCUGAACAUCACCGUAAUGAAGAAGGAGAGCCAGUGGUGGGAACGGCUGACGAAGCAGGAGAAGCGGCCGCUGUUCCUUGCUCCAGACUUUGAUCGUUGGUUGGAUGAGUCGGAUGCUGAGAUGGAGCUGAAAGCCAAAGAGGAAGAAAGGGUUAACAAAAUCAGCAUAGAGAACCGCAUCCCCAAAGACCCUUUCCGGCACCUGAAGAGAGGCUACCUCUUCAUGUACAACCUUGUGCAGUUCCUGGGCUACUCAUGGAUUUUCGUGAACAUGACCGUUCGGCUCUUCAUGCUGGGGAAAGACUCUUUCUUCGAUACUUUCCACACAAUGGCAGACAUGAUGUACUUCUGCCAGACGCUGUCUCUCAUUGAGAUUGUGAACACACUGAUUGGUCUGGUUCGGGCUCCUUUCAUGCCUGUCAUCCUCCAGGUCUUUGGGAGAAACUUUGUGUUGUUAAUUGUCCUUGGAGGUGUGGAAGAAAUGCAGAGCAAAGCUGUCGUCUUCUUCAUCUUCUAUAUUUGGAGCAUGGUGGAGAUCUUCAGGUAUCCGUUCUACAUGCUCUCGUGCCUCGAUAUAGAAUGGAAGAUCCUGACCUGGAUUCGAUACAGCAUCUGGAUGCCCCUCUACCCUCUGGGGAUCUUAGCAGAAGCUGUCUCCAUCAUUCAGGCUAUUCCCAUCUUCAGCAGCACCGGGAGAUUUAGCUUCAUGCUGCCCUACCCGCUGAACAUCACCAUUCCCUUCUCCCUUUUUCUCCAGUUCUACCUUGUCUUCUUGUUUCUAGGGCCGUUUGUGAAUUUCCGCUACCUCUACAAGCAACGGAAGAGACACCUUGGACCCAAAAAGAGGAAAAUGCACUAGGCCGGAGCCUGGAAUGGUUCCUUUCUCUUCUUCUUCUAAUCUACCUUGAAGGCAGGGUUAGGGCUCUCUCCUAACGGUUUUACUUACCCUGUUGAUCUGAAAAACCAGUUUUGUACAGUUAUAGCCAACAUGCAUCUCCCCUCCCACACAAAGAUGGAUCCAGGUGACAUUCCCCACCUCCCAGUUAGGUCCAGCGACUCUUUGGUCAACCUGAAAGGCUGAGCCAAUAGUCGUAGCCCUUGUGUCCUGUGCUACCUGCAAAUAAAAGUGACCCCCCUUGGUGGGAACACAACUCCUUGCCAUCCAGGAGCUGAGCAGUGUUUGCCUGGCUAAGUCCACAGGUGGAGGCAAGAGCUUCUCCACACAGAAAAUUAUUUAUUUUUAUGGGUUUUCCCAGUAUCAAAACCUUUGGAAUGGUCCCAGAGCAGGGAAGCUAGCUGGUCACUGCUUGUUGCUGAGGCUCCCAAGCCAAAGUCCUGAGCAGGGUGGUAACCUUAAGCACCCCUUCCUCUAGCCAAAAAUGGUGUGCUGGUGGUUUUUUGAGGCCUGCCUCUCUUUCCUUCUCUCUGCAGUGGAGAUGGUAAGUCAGAGGCCCCCCUUCUCCCUCAGAAUUGCUACUGGCAUGCCCUUACUAUGCACAUCAGGAGUGGGGCACCUGUGACCCUCUAGAUAGGUGUUUCCCGAACUUGGGUCUCCAGCUGUCAUUGGACUACAACUCCCAUCAUCCCUCGCUAGCAGGACCAUUGACACCCAAACACUGCUCCAAAUGUUGCUGGACUGCAACUCCAACUAAUUCUGAGUUGGACAUGCAGGCAGGGACCAAUGGGAAUUGGGAGUCCCAACAUCUGGAGGACCACAGCUUCCCCACCCCUGGAUUCAUUCUUUUCUUACGUCUGUAUUCUAAACCGCUUGAUGUGGAAGGACAUCCUGUUGAUUCAGAACUUCUGCAGAAAGACACCUGUUGUUUCUAGAGUUGGCUUGAUGGGACCUCCUCCAGCUCACCACCCAAUAUCACAAUUCUGUUUCUGGUGCAAGAAGGCUUUUGGGUGGCUCCACUAGACGUGCUUUGUCUUUGACGGGUCUAGGAAAGGCACCAUCCUGCCUUUAGAAUUGGGUUGGGGGGAGAAGCACUAUUUAUCCACCAGACUGGGCACAGGCACCCUCCUCAGGGCCAAUUUGGAGGUGACACUUUCACCUUAAUUUACUCCAGGAGGGUAAAUGGUGGGGUUUGGGGGACCCAAGUCCUGAUCUGCCAGUAGUGACACUGACUUUCAACCAUAGCACACAGGGCACCUUACUUAGCCCUUUCCAUUGCUGUCCCAUCUGUUAAAAUUACAGUCUAGGGUGCAGGCACUUUUGUCAUGAAAUCUGUAUUUGCUGGUCUUUCGGGAGGCAAAUAGAAUGUGUAUUUCUAAUAAUAAAUAUUUAAAAACGUC
Podarcis muralis (Common wall lizard) is the source of this 2683-nucleotide messenger RNA. It is a transcript of the gene HACD3, whose product is annotated as 3-hydroxyacyl-CoA dehydratase 3. Gene Ontology annotation, biological process: very long-chain fatty acid biosynthetic process; fatty acid elongation; sphingolipid biosynthetic process. Gene Ontology annotation, cellular component: endoplasmic reticulum membrane. The record is from RefSeq and is a predicted model, not a curated record. Lineage: Eukaryota; Metazoa; Chordata; Lepidosauria; Squamata; Lacertidae. Gene Ontology annotation, molecular function: 3-hydroxyacyl-CoA dehydratase activity.